This is a messenger RNA of Caenorhabditis briggsae, 321 nucleotides long. The record is from RefSeq and is a predicted model, not a curated record. Lineage: Eukaryota; Metazoa; Nematoda; Chromadorea; Rhabditida; Rhabditidae. The transcript has 3 exons. Bases 1 to 321 code for a protein of 106 amino acids.
AUGCCUAUUCCAGCUGCAGUGAGCACAGCCAAUGUAGGUGCUUUGCAAAGUACUAUGAUUGAUUUUAAUAAUAUGCACCAAAUCGUGUCGCAUCGUGUACCGACUACACGGAUCUCUACAUUUCUUGUCACCCUCAUCUCAUUUCUUCUGGUCCUGGUACUAGUAUCCACAUGUGUUAUGUGUAUAACAUAUAUUCGUAGAAAACUAAAACGAAGGCAGGAGAAUGGUCUUCUUUGCCGUGACGCCACAUCGGAAACUCUCAUCGAAUCGACAUUGAUCAACAGUGAAACGCAGACGAUGUACAGUGCAAUUGAUGUCUGA